AUGUGUGGUGGUGAGCGUGGACGACGAGGACAAGCAUGCAACAUUCUCAUGGUCCUUGUGUUGGCGCUCUGUUUAUGCUCCUUAUUCUUCUGUUUAUUUCCCGUCAUUUCUUUAUCCAACCUCGAGUUCUACGCAACAGAGGCCUCCCUUACACAGUUUAAUCGCACCACAAGCAGAGACAACAACAAUAACACAUACACUAAUCUCUUUUACAACUUGACAGCCAGCAUCUCAGUGAAAAACCCUAGCUUAUUCACACGGGUCGAUUUGAGCAGCAUCACAGCCUCUGCUUGGUACAAGCAGAGAAAGUUAACGUCUUUGAGAUUGGCACCUCUUGUUAUGCGCCACAAGAAGACCAACGUUCUGGAACCAGUCGUGUUCCAGGGUCGGAGAGUUGAUGAACUUUGCCUGGAGGUUGAUGAUAACCGAGAGGCAAGUGCUGGGAUUUAUGAGAUCGACGUGGGUUUGGAUCUUCGGAUCGUAGUAAGGGAUCCAUUGAGCUUGUGGCCUGAUGACCGGGUCAGGCCACCGGUGGUGUGGUGUCGCCUGAGAGUUCCUUUGGUUUCGAAUAAUGGCUGUGAAUCGGUUGUGCCUUUCGAUGUCACUCAAUGUUCAUUAUUUGGAGGAAGGCAUUUUUAUUGGAACCGUUAUUAUAUGUAUGGAAACUGA
Molecule: messenger RNA, 669 nt
Organism: Prosopis cineraria
Lineage: Eukaryota; Viridiplantae; Streptophyta; Magnoliopsida; Fabales; Fabaceae
Product: NDR1/HIN1-like protein 3
Exons: 1
Coding region: 1-669 (222 amino acids)
Biological process (GO): defense response to other organism
Source: RefSeq, a predicted model, not a curated record